Molecule: messenger RNA, 1461 nt
Organism: Rangifer tarandus platyrhynchus (Svalbard reindeer)
Lineage: Eukaryota; Metazoa; Chordata; Mammalia; Artiodactyla; Cervidae
Source: the annotation of a GenBank genome assembly
AUGGAGAGUGGGAGCAGGCCAGGCAGCCCCAGCACCGUGCCCCUGGCUCCCAGUGAGGCUGUCCCGGGCCCUGUGUACAAGGGGGUCUCCAUCUUCCUGGUGCUCCUCGUGUGUGUGGUGGGCAUCGUGGGCAAUGCCAUGGUGGUCCUGGUGGUGCUGACCACCCGGGACAUGCAAAUGCUCACCAACUGCUACGUGGUCAGCCUGGCCCUGGCAGACCUCACUGUGCUGGUGGCUGCAGGGAUGCCCAGUGUCUCCGAGAGCUUGGCUGGGCAGUGGGUGUAUGGCCACGCCAGCUGCCUGGGCAUCACCUAUUUGCAGUAUCUGGGCAUCAAUGCCUCCUCCUGCUCCAUCCUGGCGUUCACAGUGGAGAGCCCAAUAGCCCAGGAGGGCAGGUGGGUCACGGGACUGCCCUGUGGCCUGCAGGGACAUCGCCAUCUGCCACCCGAUGUGGGCACAGACCGUGUGCACCAUGGUGCAGGCCAAGCGAGUCGUGGUGAUGUCUGGGGGACCAUGUCCGUGUACUGCCUGCUCUGGUUCUUCCUGGUGGACCUGGACGCUGGUGGGAGCCGGGGCCUGCAGUGCGGCUACCGGGUGGCCUGCAGCCUGUGCCUACCAAUCUACCUGCUAGACUUCACUGUCUUCUUCCUCGCGCCCCUACUGGCAGCCACCGUGCUCUGUGGACUUAUCGCAAGGGUCUUGCUCCGGAGCACCCUGGCGCACCUGCCACAGCUUGGGGACCAGCACAGGGACAGUGAGGCCCAGCCGGAGGCAAGAGCCCUGGGGAGACAGCCUCGUGAGCCUGGCGGGGGUGCGGGGGCCAGCUGCCGCGAGGCUAGAGGCUUCCCUUCAUCCAGGAAGCAGGUCACCAAGAUGCUGGUGGUGGUCGUGCUGCCCUUUGCCGUCCUGUGGAUGCCCUACCGCUCGCUAGUGCUUCUCAACUCCUUCGUGGCUGAGCCCUUCCUGGACCCCCGGGUGCUCCUCUUCUGCCGCACCUGCGUGUAUGCCAAUAGUGCCGUCAACCCCAUCAUUUACAGCCUCAUGUCCCAGAAGUUCCAGGCGGCCUUCCGGCAGCUGUGUCAGUGCAGGGCGGAGAGGCCACAGAGGCGCAUGGCCAGCCUUAGCACUGCCAGCUACAGCGCGGUCCGAGAGACCCCCCAGAAGGCAGAGCCAGCAGGAGCGAGGCCGCCGGCCCUCAGGCAGCAGGGCCCCCGCUCCUGCAGCAGGGGCCUGGGUUCAGCAUGGUGCGCCGAGUUAGAGUCGCUCCGCGCUCGCGCCCCCCAGCUGUCCCGGCAGGCCCCGCGCUCCCUGCGUUCGCCCGUGGGUCUCGGGCGCCUCUUGGCCCGCGCGGCAGCCGUCGGUGACCACAGGGCUGCUCGGAGCCAGCGGCGUUUAGGGGACGACCCAGGAACGCCUAAAGUCGCCGACGUGCAGAUAAGACACGUAUUUGCAGUUUCUUGA